This is a messenger RNA of Episyrphus balteatus (marmalade hoverfly), 1103 nucleotides long. RefSeq names its product transcription initiation factor TFIID subunit 9 (gene Taf9). Gene Ontology annotation, molecular function: transcription coactivator activity; protein heterodimerization activity; RNA polymerase II general transcription initiation factor activity. NCBI's taxonomy places the organism in Eukaryota, Metazoa, Arthropoda, Insecta, Diptera, Syrphidae. Gene Ontology annotation, biological process: DNA-templated transcription initiation; RNA polymerase II preinitiation complex assembly. The record is from RefSeq and is a predicted model, not a curated record. The transcript has 3 exons. Gene Ontology annotation, cellular component: SAGA complex; transcription factor TFIID complex. Bases 309 to 1061 code for a protein of 250 amino acids.
GGUCGUUUUUGUUUUUUUCUUAUGGAAACUACAUUGAACUGCAAAUCGAAAAAAAAUCUAUAUCAUUUUCGGGUUGUCGCUACAAGUGGUAGAUGGCGUGGAAAGCUAUUUCCCGAGUCACAAUAGAUAAACAAAAAAACAGCUAUUCCUAACCAAAUUUAUUCAAGCUGUUUGUGUACUAAAAAAAACAUCAUUAUUCUAGUACAUUUUUUAGUGUCUACCCAAACAAACGUCAAAAUUCUGACAACCAAAAAAAAAAAUUAUGUAUUUGAUUUGUUGUUCUCAGAUACACACAAAUUAAAAAUAUAAUGGCGUCUGAAAAAGAGAAAACUGAAAAAACUAAAGUUAAUAAUCAAGUAAAACAUGUACCAAAAGAUGCCCAAGUUGUUAUGUCCAUUCUAAAAGAAUUAAAUGUAACCGACUACGAGCCACGAGUAAUUAAUCAGUUGUUGGAAUUCACCUAUCGCUAUGUAACUUGCAUUUUAGAUGAUGCAAAAGUUUUUGCUAACCACGCUCGCAAAAAAACCAUUGACUUGGAUGAUGUGAAACUAGCAUCCGAGGUUGUUCUCGACAAAGCAUUCACCUGCCCACCACCACGACAUGUACUUGCCAAGUUGGCGGAAGUUCGUAAUUCAAUGCCAUUACCUCCCAUCAAGCCACACUGCGGCCUGCGCUUACCUCCCGAUCGUUAUUGCCUCUCAGCUUGCAAUUACAAGCUUAGAGCUGCCAGUCAGCCCCGCAAAAUGACAAAAUCCGCCUUAGAGUCACGGUCAACCAUCAAAACUCAAAUUAAAUCAAGUGCUGGGGGAGGUGGCAAACGACAAUCUGCCUUGACACCGAAAUCCCAAGUGGUCACUAUUCCCAAGCCAGUAUUCAAAUUCACAACCACCGCCAAAACAAUCGCCCUGGAAAAACCUCAACCCGGGACAACAGACUCACAAUCAAAUGCCGAUGUGAAGAUGGAAGUCGAUAAUGAAGCAACCAACGCAACUGCAAUCGGUAGCAUUGGUGGAGCUGUUAAGCGAGAGCGGGAGGAGGAUGAUUUUGAGGUUGUGACAUAAUUAAAAGAAAUAAAUAGUUUUUUUUAUAUGUAAUAAAUUGGA